AAGGACUUCACUUCAUAUUCAAGUUUAAGGCAUGUGGAAACAUUUAUAGCCUAUACAAAAUAAUCAAAGUUUAAAUAGUCUCGAAGUUUCAACCUAUUCAAGUUGCACGGUGAUUAAUAAUGCGUGGAACCGUGGAGCAAUUUUGACAGAAAUUAGAAGGCAGUUUCUGAUUUCUUGCUACGUUGACUGACUUUUAGACACUUAAAAUCAUUACAUUGAUUCUCACUCACUCACUUUGCCUUUCUGAGACUCAACACUCCAGCAUACAUACAACCUUCUCAUGGCUCUGCAAUCUUCCUUCUCCUCCUCUUCCAUCCAUUCUUCUUCUUUUUCUUCCCCCUCCUCUUUCAGCUAUGCUUACAAAUAUGAUGUGUUUAUUAGUUUCAGAGGCCAAGAUACUCGCUAUGGUUUUACUGGCUAUCUUUAUGAUGCUCUUUCUAAUAAAGGAAUUCAUGCCUUCAUUGAUGAUGAGGAGCUUUCAAAAGGAGACCAAAUCACACCCUCACUUCUCAGCUCAAUCCAAGAGUCUAGGAUUGCCAUCAUUGUCCUCUCUCCUAACUAUGCUUCUUCUUCUUUUUGCUUAGAUGAGCUUGUCCACAUCCUUCACUGCAUCAAGGGAAAUAAUCGGUUGGUUUUGCCCGUUUUCUACAAUGUUGAUCCUUCUGAUGUUCGCCAUCUGAAAAAGAGUUUUGGAACAGCAAUGGCUAAGCAUGAGGAGAGAUUCAAGAAUGACAUGAACAAGGUGCUCAAAUGGAAGAAGGCUCUGCGUCAAGUAGCUGAUUUGUCUGGCUAUCAUUUCAAAGAUGGGGAUGGAUAUGAACACAAGUUUAUUAGAAAUAUCGUGGAAAACAUCUCAAGAAAGAUUAGGUGUGUACCUUUGCGUGUUGCUGAUUACCAUGUUGGACUAGAAUCUCGAGUACCGGAAGUAAUUUCCCUUUUGGAAAUGGAUUCUAGUGAUCGAGUUCACAUGGUAGGGAUACAUGGAAUUGGUGGCAUAGGAAAAACAACACUUGCUCAUGCUGUUUAUAAUUCGAUUGCUGACAAUUUUGAAAGUGUGUGCUUUCUUGAAAAUGUGAGAGAAAAUUCAAAUAAAUAUGGAUUAGUACAUCUUCAAAAUUUCCUUCUUUGUAAGAUAUUAGGAAAGGAGGGAGUCCAUAUUAUAGGUGUUAAAGAAGGAACCUCACAGAUACAACAAAGGCUUUGUCGAAAGAAAGUUCUUUUGGUUUUGGAUGAUGUUGAUGAUUGCAAGCAGCUCCAGGCCAUUGCUGGAAAACUUGAUUGGUUUGGUCCGGGUAGCAGAGUUAUUAUUACAACACGAGACACACAUUUGCUAAAAUGUCAUGAUGUGCAAAACACAUUCGAAGUAAAGGAUUUAAAUGAGACAGAGUCUUUUCAAUUGCUUAUUAAAAAAGCAUUUGAAAAUGACAAUGUUGUCCCAAGUUACACAAAUGUCUUAAAUCGUGCAAUAACUUAUGCAUCUGGACAUCCACUGGCGUUAGAAAUAAUAGGCUCCAACUUGUUUGGGAAAGAAGUAGAAGUAUGGGAAUCUGCAUUGGAUCAAUUUGAAAAACAUCUUGAUAAUAAAAUACAUAAGAUACUUCAAGUGAGUUUUGAUGCUUUGGGAAAAGAAGAGCAGAGUAUUUUUCUUGAUAUUGCUUGUUGUUUUAAAGGAUAUACAUUAAAGGAACUUACAGAUAUACUUCAAGCUCAUUAUGGGAGUUGCAGGAGAUAUCAUAUUGGAGUCUUGAUUGAGAAAUCUCUCAUAAAGAUUGAUCUACACAAAGUAACAUUACAUGAUCUAAUAGAGGAUAUGGGCAAAGAAAUAUAUCGAGAACAAUCAUCAGAAGUGCCUGGAAAGUGUAGUAGGUUAUGGUUUCAUGAAGAUAUAGUUAAAGUUUUAGAAGAUUACAAGGGAACUAGUGCCAUUGAAAUCAUACAUUUGGAAUUUCCUUUAUUUAGAAAGGAAGGAGGUGAAGAUCCAUCGGAAAAAGAGAAAAAUGAUGAUGUAGAAGUAAAAUGGGAUGGAACAGCUUUUAAAGAGAUGAAAAAUCUCAAAACACUAAUCAUAAAAAAUGGUCGUUUUUCCAAAGGUCCCAAAUAUCUUCCAAAUAGUUUAAGAGUAUUGGAAUGGAGGAAGUAUCCUUCGAGGCAUUUUCCGCCUAAUUUUGAUCCAGAAAAGCUUUCCAUACUCAAGUUGCCUGAUUAUCAAUACAUGUCACCCAAGUUGGAUAGCUUAUCCAAGAUGAUGAUCACCUUAAAAGUUUUGAACUUUGACAACAGUAAUUCUUUAAAAGAGAUACCUGAUAUGUCUAGUCUUCAACUUUUACAAGAAUUUUCGUUUAGAGGAUGUAAAAAUUUAGUUACAGUUCACAGCUCAGUUGGUUUUUUACCUAAACUAAAAAUAUUGAAUGCCGAAGAAUGCAGCAAGCUGAGGAGUUUUCCCCCUGCUAUCAAUUUACCCUCACUGGAAGAACUGGGUCUAUAUGGUUGCUCAAGCCUUGAGAAUUUUCCAGAAAUUCCAGAAGAGAUGGAAAAUCUUGAAAUGCUUCAAUUGCAGGGCACUGGCAUAAAAGAUUUUCCAUGUUCAUUUCGUAAUCUUUCUAGACUGUGCCAUUUGAAAAUGAGCGGAGGUAAAAUGUGUAAGAUACCAAGUGUCAUUGGCAUGAUGCCAGAAUUGGCUUUUUGUGAGAUUGAUGGAGAAGGCAAUAUGGGGUGUGUAUCAGCAAAACAGGAGGAGAGUCUUCAAGGAAUACUCACUCACUUCCUUCCCUCUUCAAAUAUGAAAUUGCUUUCUCUCUUUAACAGCAAUCUGUCUGAUGAUUUUUUUCCCUUGGCUGUUGCAUGGUUUCCCAAUGUGGAAAUGUUAGACCUAAGAGGCAAUAAUUUCACAGUCCUUCCUGAAUGCAUCCAACAAUUUCUCUUUCUAGAUUCCAUCAUUGUGGAUCACUGCAAGCAUCUUCUAGAGAUUAAAGGGAUUCCACCAAAGUUGGAACAUUUCUCAGCAGUAAACUGCAAAUCCUUGAGCCCUAGGGCCACAAGCAUGUUACUCAAUCAGGAAUUGCACGAGGGUAGAAGGGCUCGGUUUGUGAUGCCAGGUGAAAGGAUUCCAAGGUGGUUUGAGCACCGCAGCAGCGGAGCUUCUAUUUCUUUCUGGUUUCGCGGCACCGAAUUCCCUUCGAAAUCUCUUUGUGUUGCAAUUCUACUCAAAGAUGACAUCCCUUCCCCAGAUCAAGUAACAACCACGUUGUCCAUCAAGAUCAAAUGCAACCAAGUUUCCCUUCCAUGGGUCCUGAUGAUCACAAUGGAUCAAUUAUGUAUUUUUAAUCUGAAUACAGUAGAUUAUCAUAAAGCACUACAUUUUGAAAAAGGAUGGAAUCUUAUGGAGGUUUCAUAUGAGGCAAGUCAACAGGACGAUUUCUACUACAAAGUGGUCUCAAGCGAAUCAAUUGCAAAAGAGAUUGGAAUUCACGUAGUGAAGCAAGAGAGUAGUAGUGUAAUUCAAGAUAUUCGAUUCACUGAUCCAUACAAAAUGACACAACUAAUUAUAAUGAUGAUCAUGCUCUCAAUGAUAUUCCCCAACCAUAACAAGCACCCCUUGCUCCUCCAAACAUGCAUUGGUUUGUGGACAUUGCUCUUUCUGUAA
Molecule: messenger RNA, 3643 nt
Organism: Arachis duranensis
Lineage: Eukaryota; Viridiplantae; Streptophyta; Magnoliopsida; Fabales; Fabaceae
Product: disease resistance protein Roq1
Exons: 5
Coding region: 281-3643 (1120 amino acids)
Biological process (GO): defense response; signal transduction
Molecular function (GO): ADP binding
Source: RefSeq, a predicted model, not a curated record